CUCUCGCGAGAAGCAACCGCCCGCGCCCCGCCUCGCGGCUGUUCCCGCACCUCGCCGCGCGGCGGCUGUCGCUCGCCCGCGGCUGUUCCGUCCGUCCCUCCCUCCCUCCGCCGGCGGCUGCAGCUCCCUUUCCUCCCCCUUGCUCGCCGCCCCGCCCGCUGCUGCAUCCGGGUUCUGGCGCCGCUGUCACUAUGGUCAUGGCGGAGGGGACGGCAGUGCUGAGGCGGAACAGGCCGGGCACCAAGGCCCAGGAUUUCUACAAUUGGCCUGAUGAAUCCUUUGAAGAAAUGGAUAGUACUUUAGCUGUUCAGCAGUAUAUUCAGCAAAACAUAAGAGCAGACUGUUCCAACAUUGACAAGAUCCUUGAACCUCCUGAAGGUCAGGAUGAAGGUGUAUGGAAAUAUGAACAUUUGAGACAAUUCUGCCUUGAGCUCAAUGGACUAGCUGUCAAACUUCAGAGUGAAUGUCACCCAGACACAUGUACUCAAAUGACAGCAACUGAACAAUGGAUUUUUCUUUGUGCAGCUCAUAAAACUCCCAAAGAGUGUCCUGCUAUAGACUACACCAGACAUACACUUGAUGGAGCUGCAUGUCUUCUGAAUAGCAAUAAAUAUUUCCCCAGCAGGGUUAGCAUUAAGGAAUCCUCUGUAGCCAAAUUAGGAUCAGUGUGCCGAAGGAUUUACAGAAUAUUUUCACACGCUUAUUUUCAUCACCGGCAGAUAUUUGAUGAAUAUGAAAAUGAAACUUUCUUGUGUCACCGGUUCACUAAAUUUGUGAUGAAGUAUAAUCUGAUGUCCAAGGAUAACCUGAUUGUACCCAUUUUGGAAGAAGAAGUACAAAAUUCAGUGUCAGGGGAGAGUGAGGCAUGAUGGGAAUGCUGGUACUGAAGCCUCUACUGACUAUAAACAAAACAUGAUGUACUGUAUAUAUCAUUUUAGACUUCAAUCACGUAUCCUCAUAGCUUUGUUUAGUAUACUUUUUGUAUGCUGUGUGCAUUGCCUUUUAAUAUGGGAAAUACUUUAAGUUAUUCAUGAGCUGUAUAUUCAUCAAUGUGGCACUCAUGGUUUUUAAAUAAAAAUAGUAGUAUCUGUUUAUAAUGUCUGUUAAUAAAAGACUUUACAGUUCUCUAAAAUUGCUGCUAAACAAUCAUUGAAUCACAAUCCUGAAGAUGUGUCUGGGUGGGGAAAAAAAUGAGAUUAAGAUUUCACAGGAAGCCAUUUUUAAUGCAGUAGCUAGAUGCUUACUUCAACAAUUAUCACCUUCAAUAUGUAAUUCUGCAGGAAGCUUCUUGCAAUGUAGGUAACUCCUAAUUUAGCUUUUAUUUUUAAAUGGCUUUGAAAAUUUACUCUUGGAUGUGCAUAUUCCUGUAUGUGUAUAUCCAAAUCAUAACAGGAUCUAUAGUAUUAGUAAUACUAAAAGGACAAUUUCACUAUGCUAUUGAACAUAUAUAUUCUUGAUAGAACGAUAUCUAACAUACUCUCUGGACUUUUCUUUGUUAAUAGUGGAAGUUUGUGUACAGCAGGGGACAGGUUCUGCCUUCUGAAGGCACACUUCUGCUGCUCUCCAGUCCACAACUUCUCUAAAUAAUUUUGUCAGAAAAGUCAAUGACUUAUAGCUGUGCAUAUUUAUGGCAACUGCUUACACACUAUACCUCAAAUAUUCAUGUUACACUACAUAACACACUAAGCAUGGCCUUUUGUUGUAUUCCUAGUAAAAACAUGCUAAGUACCUGAAAGACUGAGCCUGAUUCUUUGCAAGUUAAUCACGUCUUUGACAUACAUUAAUUUGUUUUUAUUCACUCACCUGAAUUUUGUUCUUUGAUAAGGAUUUAGACUCAUGCUUCUGUUCCCUAUCAGAUGUUAGUUUCAAGUUGUGGUGGCAGUUUCACAAUAACUGACAGUUCCCAUGAGUGCUGCUUAAUUGUGUUACAUCUAGAAUAAUACAAUUAAAUGUUUUAGAGAUGAAUAUAGCAGACAUACUGCAAAGUGUACGUGAAUGAAGAGUCUAAAAGCAUUAGCAGCAUUCAUAAGUUAAACAGCUAAGCAAAAUUAAUUUAAGAAGUUAGCAGGUUGUUUUGCUCUAAGGUUGCCAAAGCCCCACUUUUUAUUCCAUUCAGCAGGUCAGAAUGGGCUAACUCACCUAGUUUCUGUGAUCUACACUGUUCUCCAAAUUAUGUUUGGAAAGAAAAGUGUGCACCUGUUUUUAAUAAGUCUUUUCUCAUAAUAUACUACACAUGCCUUAACUUGUAUUUUUCUUUGUAUGACUCAAGCACACCUCAUGCAACUGUACCACUGGGAUGUAAAGGAAAUUUAAUGAGAAAACAGGAAUUAAACUCAAGUACUUUAACAGCUGUACUGUGCAGCAGCUCUUUUGGUCUCCGCUUUAUCAGUGUAUUUACUUGUCAGGAGGGUAAUUGCACCAGAUGUCAUUCCAGUGAAAUUUAGUUACUGUUUAUACACUUGGCUAGAACUUGCCUUGUAUAGACCAGGUUACUUGAUUUUCACAAGUAUCUUGAAGUCUGUACUGGAGAUAGGAUGACUGUAUUCUGGAGGUAGUAAAAUGUAUUUAGUUUUGUUAGUCUGCUGUAGGACCAUCCAUAGCAUGGUUCUUUUGUAUAGUCACUCUGCAUGCUUAGAAUGGCCAUGGUGAUGACUGAGACAGGCAAAAACAUUUAACUGGUGGUGUUAAGUACAUUUCAUGUACAAAACUGAAGAAAAUGAUGUGGUGCUCAGGACUGCAUUAAAAUUUUAAACCUCUUUUUUCUUUUAUGCUUUAAGAGUUUCACUUCAAAACACAACUUUGGAAGCUUCUGUCUUGUUAUUCAGAUUUGCACUGUAAAGGUGACUUGUUAUACUGAGCUGAUUUUAUACAAGGCCUAAGUGAAACACUGCUUGUAUUUUCCAUGGCUGUUGUUUACAUGAGUACUGUGUAUACACGUGUGCCUGGAUGGUACCAUAAAGCUUUAGUUAUCCUAAACAAUCCACUGAUUUAUCUAAUAAAUUUGAAAAGUUUUAA
Colius striatus (speckled mousebird) is the source of this 3015-nucleotide messenger RNA. RefSeq names its product MOB-like protein phocein. The transcript has 8 exons. Gene Ontology annotation, cellular component: mitochondrial matrix; cytoplasm. The coding region runs from base 192 to 869 and encodes 225 amino acids. NCBI's taxonomy places the organism in Eukaryota, Metazoa, Chordata, Aves, Coliiformes, Coliidae. The record is from RefSeq and is a predicted model, not a curated record. Gene Ontology annotation, molecular function: protein-folding chaperone binding; metal ion binding; protein folding chaperone.